Lymnaea stagnalis (great pond snail) is the source of this 11606-nucleotide messenger RNA. Lineage: Eukaryota; Metazoa; Mollusca; Gastropoda; Lymnaeidae. The record is from the annotation of a GenBank genome assembly.
UCUGGCAUAUCCGUCUCCACAUACUACAUGCUUAACUUUGUUUACGUUUACAUUAAAGUCAUUAAUGAUUGUAAUUUAUUAAUACCACUAUUAUCAGCGAAGUUUUCAAUUCUGUUGAGAGCUAUUAUUAUAAUCUGUAUCUUUGGCUACCGUAUCUUUUAAAUGAAAAUGAGCAAGGAAACGCGUAAUUUCGGUAAGGAAAAUGAAGUCGACGAAUCGUACGAUAGUAACGAUGAAGAUGAUGAGACUGAGCUAGAGGAGAAUAUGAUCACAGUUGAUGAAAAUGUUGGCAAGGUGAGUAGAAGAGACUAACGGCCACCAACGCUUAUUGUAUAAUCCUCUACAGUUAUUAGGCCCCAUAAUGUAAGUUAGCCCAUAGAGUUCAUAGAGUUAGAGAGUAUGAGUAAGGAAUGAAAUAAUUAUUAUAUUAUAUUGAAGCUUGAAAAUUGAAAAGACAGGACAAUAAUCAGAUGUGAACAGUGGUGGACUGGGGAGUUCAAGCAGCCCGGGGAAAAAAACAAAAAAGCGGCCCGAUCUUCAUGAGUUUUAUUUGUAUUAUAUCACCGGUCCUAGCGGCCCAUCGGGAAUCUUCCCGGUGGCCCAAUCCACCCCUGGAUGUGAAGCCGGUAAAUGCAGAAAUUUAGUGCCAUGACGUAUCACUUGGUUGCCACGACCCAUGAAAGGUCAUGUGUCAUGGCAACCAAGAUGGCGGAUGUUUAAAAAAACCUCACGUCUGCUAAAAUUUGUGUGUACUGCGUGGUAAGCCCAGCCCUAGCCCUAGGCUGGACUGGGGACCACGCUAUAUAAAACCACUUAUAGUAAUAAUAAUAAAAUGGGGAGGACAAAUGGAGAAAUUGUGCUGUUAAUAACCUGUUUACCCUCAAACUCUUAAAAUCAUAACACCAUCUCAAAAUCAUUCAAUAUAUUAUCUUAAUAGUAAAAAAUAAUCAUGGGCCUACAGUAUAUCAGUAUAUAUAAUGUAUACAUCUCAAAAUCAUACAUUGCCAAAAUGGUAAGAGUAAACAGGUCUGUAAAUAUUAACAGAGAGAAAUGAAAAUAGGACAAAAAUGUUAAAAUUAAUGAAAAAUUUCUGCCGGUACAUAAAUUUCAUGGUGAGAGUAGCUGCUUUAUUUUUAUUGUAUCCCUCAAGAUAUGCAGCAAGAAGCAUCACCGACCUGCUGUCGCUUCCUUUCCCACAAGAAUGUUUAGAAAAUUUUUUUUUCUUUUCAUUUAAACUUUAGGUCAUUUGCUUUUUUAGAAAUAAAAAAAAAAUAUUUUAUUAUUGAAAAAUUUACAUUAAUCAUUGAAAGAAGUUGCAGAGAAUGAAUAUUAUAAGAAUUUAUGUGCUUAACGGUGCUGCUCAAAAGUUCAUGUGCAUAAUUAAAGAGAGGAUAUUAAAAUAAAAGUUUAAUUUUAUGAUAAGAAUUAAUUGUCAUUUUAUCAUUUUAACCCACGAACUGUGGCAUGCAUUCAUGCAUCAUUCUGUGGUGUGGAGCUUUUCAGAGCGUUUUGAGGGCCAUUUGAAAUUGCAUUAAAUGACAUAGAAAGAUUGAUACAAGACACCUAUAAGUAUAUAUUUUUAGAAAGGUAAAUGGUUUGGGAUAAAGUUGGCCAUAUUGCCCACCCGUAAAAAAAUUUUGCUCAGUAUCCUUGACCUUGGAGUUCUCAAGAAGAAAAAAAAAUCUACAAUUGUCUUGCUUUCAAGUGCUCAUAACAUCAUUAAUUUUUAAAGAUACACUUAAAAACUCAAAUCUAAAUGUUGUAGCCAAUUCAUUUAUCUAUCAGAAAAUUUAUAGUUUUCUAAGGUUUCUUGUGCAAUUAAACCUCUGAAAGCAUUUUAAGUAAUUUUAGGUCAUUUAUUUAAGAAACUGGGACCACUGCUAAAACCAAGUACAAAAUACAAAAUCUCAGGCAACAUAGUUAUUAUUGACUAGUAAACAUUUAAAAAGGAACUACUGGAACUGAUUUGGGUUGUUUAUCUAUAAAAUUUAUUUGUUCUGAACUAUAAUCUGUAGCUUCUGUGACUAAAAAUCAGCCAGUCCUUGCCUAACCUUCCGGGCCUGGCUCGAAGUCUAACAGUAGCCUCAGUAGGCCUACUUCAGUAUCACUAAGACUAGAAUAAAAUUCACGAGAAGAAUAAUCUCAACUGUUAUCGUCAUGAGGAAUGUUAAAAUCAUCAUCAAUAUCUCUUAAAACCUCUCCUAAAAAGCUUUCAAACAUAUUUCUAUAGUUCUUGCACUGAAGGCCCAGCCAUGGCUUCAGCUAUUAUAGCUUUAAAAAGAACAGCGAUAUAAAACUCCGACUAAAAAGUAGUUAUCUUCAAGUUAUCACGAAACAGCUUGAACUGGAAGAUGAUUUAAUUAUUAAUAAAAGGAAGUGGCUAUAAUUCCGGUUAAAUAUUAGAUUGAAAGUUGCUAUCGGACCGUGUUUUUUUUAUCGGCCAAUUUUUUAGGCCGCCACAGUACAGAACGAGAAUGUCAGUCGAUUUUCUCGGCCAACCACAGUUCCUGGGUUAAGCAUUUGAAAAUAUUUAUGAAUCAUGUUAAAGGGUUUGUAAUUUCUCAGACAGGAAAACAUCAUAGCGUUACUAUUUUAAUAACAUCUGACAAAUAUCUCCUAAAACAUUGCAGCUAAUAGUGUGUUUCCGCAUAUCGUUUGGACGACCCUUGUAUCUAGAGUCACUGUUACAUGUGCCGUGCGUGCAAUGAAGUCCCAUUUCACAAAAUAGCAGUAAAUAAAAUUUUGUUAAAUAUUUUGUAAAAUAUAGUUGUAAAAAAGUUUUGGUUUAGGUUAAGGACCUCUUCGCAAACGUAGUAAUACUGAACAGUGUUAACAUUUUGUCCGACCCAAGUACCCGGAUGAUUACAGCAGUUCUAUUUAUAGAUCUCUGCCAUUAAAUGACAAGCCCUAUAGGAAAAUUAUAAAGAUUUUUUUUAAUUUUGUAGGAUAAUAACAAAAACUAAAAUUAUAAUUUGUGGCUUUAUUAAGAAGAACUCAUAUUUAACUCACGUUUCCUGUAAAUAUUGUAUUAUAUUUUGUCUCAUUAUAUGAUAAGGUUAUUUGGUGUAAAAGCAAAAGCAAAAUAAGGGUAAUGUAAUGUGGAGAAAACCCCAUAGUGAAAAAAUGGUUUUGAGGUCCUAACUAAAAAAUUCCUAACGUUUGAACCACUUGAGCUAGAAAGUUGAUCUUGGUGCUUUUGUAAACCAUUCUCUAUGCUCUAUACAGCGGUAGUUAGUAUUUUCAUAUUUUUACAAAUGUUUUGAAAUUUUCACCAAAGUGCCUUUACAUAGACAAACUACUUUAUUUUGCUAUGCUUAAUUUUAUUCAUUCAUUUAUGCAGGUUAUAAAUGUGGCAUUUGAAGCAAGACCUCCUAAUAGUUCAGAUUUCCAUGGAGUCAAAAGGCUUUUGCAGCAGGUUAAUUUACUUAAUUUAGCAUUUGGGUAAUUGUGUGGUUAGCGGCAUGGUUUUGGCAAGAGUUAUCUCAACUUAAGCACAGUGACAUUAUUUUGGGGAAUCCCAACACUUGACUUAGUGUGAAUAAGACCAACACCUUGACAUGAAUGAUGUGUAUGAUAACUUUCUAUUUCUUCACUGAAGCAUUAUUCACAUCAUAAAAACAAUCUCGAUUGAUACAUUUAAUAUUAAAUGAAUUAAAAUGACAUUAUUCCAUUUCUUUUUAUUAAAAUUCAGCUUACGAGGUUCAAAAGAAAUAAAAAGAGAAACUCUAAUCCCUACUGAUACCCCAAGAUGAACACCGGAAAAAAAGACACUUGCAUUAUUAAUAGUUAUGUCUUUUGAUUAGUUGAAAGUGAAGUAACCGUAUGCUAUUAUUUCUAUAAUAAUGUCGCAAUUUAACAAGACCUCUCACCCCACUUUCAAGACGAUAUGUAAAAAAUGAGAAAAAACAUUAAUCAAAUAAAUACAAAGCUAGAUUUUGAAUUCUUUUGAAAAACUGAGCUAUGACCGGUAGUUUUCCUGGGGAACAUCAAUGACUUAAUUAGUUCAUAUUAGUUCAUAUACUGUGGAAGACAUCGCAGGCCCUGUCGCUAAACUCCAUUUUAGCCAGCAAUUGUUUAUUCAUUAUAUAAUUAAUAAUUAUAUUGAUCAUGUAAAUGAAAGUACCACUUCUUGUAUGCAAACUAUCAGAUGUUGGGUUAUAUUAGUCUACAUUUAUACCUCAUCUAUAUUAAUUUGUAGUUCAAAUUAUUGAAAUGUGAACCAAUUGGGUGAUUCAGAUUGUCAUGGCACUAAUAUAGAGUUGAUGAAUCUGGCCAUAGCAUUUCUCCACCCAACUGUACACAUACCCAACUCACAGAUACCAUUGGUCCAACAUGCCUGUUCCGACAACAAUAGUUAAAUAUGCAGCCCACUGUAAUGUUUAAUCCAUUUAAGCCCAUGAUGGCCAAAUCCAGCCACUCAACACGCUGACUGUUACACAUUGCUAUAUAGAAAGCAGAAAUCUAACCAUUUAAAUAAAAGUCUUGCAAGAUACAAGACCAAGAGAGAUCACUUUCAAAUUUUUUAAUUUUUCAAAUAUUUUAUCAAUCGGGCAAGCUAUAUGAUAUAUAUUUUCCUUCAUGCAAGGCUUAUUUCUUUCAUUCAAUCGCUCAACAACAAAAGCACCUGUCCAACUUUUUUCUGUCUAGAAGGUUAAUUGUAAAUGAAACUGCAACUCACAAAAAAAAAAAUCUUGUGGAUGACUGUAUUAUGUCAUUGCUCUGCCAAUGGGCUUUAAAAAUAUGACAUCUUGUGAUGUAAUGAUAAGUAGAUAAUAAAAUCAAUAACAGUGUACUUGGGGCUGGCCUUCAUGUCUCAUCCUAGAUAUUCUCUUACAGUGACGCGUUAUUUUAUGGUGUCCACUAAAGAGUGGGUAACACUUUUCAGCAUUUUUUCCCAACCAAAUCAAAGGGCUUAGAUCCACAAUAAAUAUUUGGCAUAAAUGAAAGAGGGGUGUUGUUAUGGCUUUCUCUGAAAUUCCUAAUUUUUCAAUAAAAUGUCAAAUUUUGUGAGUUCAUAGUCCAAUGAAUUGCAUUAUGUUCAAUGAAUGAAUGCAUUUUUCAAAUUUUGAACAUAUUUUACACUUUAUUUUGGGAUUUUUCAUGUGAUAUUAAAUAGAUUUUGACAAAGAUGGUUAUUUUGAAACAUUUUAGUUUGGGUUGUUAGGGAUAGUGGAAUUUAAUUUAAAAUAAUUAAAAAGUAAUAAUUAGUUCAAUUGUUUACAAUUUAUACAUUUAUAAUUUUUAAUAAAAAAUUCCAUUGAUCAAAUCCAUUACCGGUACUAAUUAGCAGAAAAUAUUAAAAGAACUGACAUUAUAAUUCUUCUUGCCAUAUCUUAUUUGAUAAGCUGUGACAAAAUCUUUGUUCAUAUUUUUUCAUGUGGACAUAAUGAGCACAUUUAACAAAAUCAUAUUUAAUAUUUUCUUCCUAGCAUUAUUAAAAUAGUGAAGGGUAUGUUAAGUGAGAACUCAUCCAGAUUACCCAAUAACAACAAAUAUUUGUCCAACUAUAAUGUUUAUCACCUAAAUUUCUUGCAGAGUCAUAAUUUUUUUAUUAAUUUUGUUUUUAAAUUAGGGCUGGUUUAUGUAUCACUGUUAAGUCUAAUCUUGCUUUCUGGUGCACACUCAUCUAGUGGCGUAAGAAGGGCAGUCCCUGGCAGCACUUUUUCUUUAUUUAGGGCUAGGUGAUAUUUUCUGUGCAAAAGAUGCGAAGCCUCUAAUUGGCUAAAUUCUGUAUUGUAUCCGGGAUUUAGUCUUUUAUUCUGACCCAGUUAAAUUGAAAUUUAAGGAGCAAAUGGAGUGAAGUAGGAAAAAAAACAACAAAAAAACAAUUAGAGCAUGGUCGUUAAAGUGCAAAAUUUGAGAGAUAUUUGCUUUUGAUGACACAGGAUGACUUAAAAUAACAAGCAUAAUGCUGGUCUUUGUGACAGCUGGAAUAAUAUAGACCUACAUUAAAACAACAAAAAAGUAAAUUCUUUAGAAUUCCUUGGGGCAUAGACGUUAGGACCCAAAAGAAGCUGCCAUUUAAUAAAAUUAACUUUAAAUGCAGCCAUUGGGAUUUUAUGCAUAUAAUUGUACUGGUAAGUACAGUUUAUUAUAAGAAUAAGUUAAAAAAAUCUCUAAUAUUUUAAUUACAAUUUCGAUGCUUUGGUAUUAUUUUGCCCCUAAGGAUCUGUUAACCAAAAUACAUGGUUUAGUUUGGUCUUAAAGUAAAUCCACCACUGUGAUUAUGGCUUUGAACAUUAUCAUGUGUUUCCACUCAUUGGUAUGAUACUUUGUCGGAUUAAGGCUUUGAGGGUACAGUCAACAUGGGGACUCAUAGCUGUCUAUUCAUUUUCCAUAGAUGUUGACUGUAGUACGCGCAUGCUGGUGCCCCAUGAGGCCCAUGGGCUAAAAGGAUUGAACAUAUAGAAUGACAACAAUAAAGGAGACAAAAUAAAGCAAUGUUUGCAAUUAUUUAUUUUAAAAAGUCAGUAUUGACAAACUGUUUCUUUAGCUAUUCAGUCUGGAUUCUAGUUUAACUCAUUGCCACAACUCACUCAACGCACCCAGGCAGCAAUAAGCCUGUAUUAUUAAUAACUUAUUUUUGUGAUGUGAAGCGCAUCAGCACCUUUAAAAAAAAUUAUUUACUAAAGAAGUUUAAACAAAUUAAAUUAGUUUAAGUUUAAUAGUUUUAUAUUGGUUUAAUAAAUAUAUUAAACAACAUUACUAUUUAGAAGCGAUUUAAAAUGUAAAAAAUUCAUAGCAUUUCUCUUCGUUUUAGCACAAUACUAAAUUAAGAUAUGAGCAAAAACAAAUCCUUGUAUUUUGAAUGUAUCAAAAUGAGCCCAGCCCUCCUACUCCCAUUUUGUCUUUAGGACCUUUUGACCCCCUUCCUAACACCCCCCACACCCCAAAUUCCAUUCCAUGUUGAUUUAAUGCAUAUGACAGGGACAGUGCUAUUUCAAGAUUUGUAAUUUCCAGGUUUUACUGUGCCAAAAAGCACUAUAUAUAUUUUAAGUGUAUUGUUGGGGGGUGGGGGGGGUGUUUUCAAAGUCCGCCCCAGUAGCAUAAUGAUAAUGUCAUGCUACGCCACUGAACUCAUGCACCACUAAUUACAUAGGCAAGUGGUUAGGUCCACACAUUUUAUGUAUUACAGUAAUAUGUAAUAAUGAUAUCACAUAAAAAUUAAACACUCUCAUUCUCAAAAGAGCAUGUCCCACUUUCACCUCUGUUAUUUAAAAAUAUAUAUAAUCUUUUAAUAUAAUUGAAACCUUUUAUAAUUUCAUUUAUGUCAGCUUUAACUCUACAAAAAUCAGGAUGCUGGGUGGCAAAGCAGUCCAAACUUAGUCAAUCCCAAGUUUGUGGAUUGGAGUUCAAUUCCUAGCAAAAGUCUAGACAAGCAAAAUCAUCAUUAGCACUACGGGUGGGUGGGACUCAUUAACCUUGGAUGGCAACUCAUCAAUCUUGCAUGGUUACUCCUUAUCUAAGAGAAAAAAAACUCUGAAUUCAAACCCGGAAGUGGAGUCCCAUAGGCGGUCUUUUCAUAAUGAAAAUUCCGGCAACUCAUAUGACACCUUGGUGCCAAGCUGUAUCAUCCAUAUAUGAUGUUCCCUUGGUUUGUCCAUAUGUGUGGAGGGAGGUGAUUUGUUAUCUAUAGAACCAGCUUAUCCUUCUACAUAAAAAAAUCCCAGGCCUUGUGAUUUCAUCCUGCAAAGUCUACACCAUUGUCACAAUAUGACAAACAGAUGCCAGAAAAAUCCCCACAUAAAUUAAUGAUACAAAUAUUUCUUAUAGUAUAUUUCUUCUUAAAAGGAAGCUAGAAUGUAAACUCUGUAGGUCAUGUUUUGUUUUAUUUUUUUUUAAUAUUUAAGUUUAAGUGGAUAAUGUUAAAAGAUGAAUCACCAUAGCUCAAAGAAUUUUUUUAAUGUAAAUUUUUUUUUAUUGCAAACAUUUUGACUAUGCUUGGUUUUUCUUUUUUAGUUAUUUGUCAAGAGCAUAAAUGAAGAGCUAUCAGAACUGGCUGAUCUGAUUGUUCUACAAGAUUUUGUUGGGUGUGUGCUCAAGGUGAGAUUAUUUCCUUUUCAUAGCUUUUUUUUUUUUUUUUUUUUUUUGCUUUUUGACUUCUUUUUUAAAAAACCAAAAGUGAGUGAUUAAAAUUGGCCCUUUUAGCAAUCAAGAUUUUGUUCAGGAAAUACAUGAUAAAUUGCAAAACUAAAAAUACAGAUUGUUUGUAUUUCCCCUUUUAAAAUCAUUAUUUAUCAUAUUUUAACAGCAAAUAGAGCAUGAUAGUGACAGUGAUGACAGUGACUCUGAUGAAGAUGGAGAUGACAAUGUAUAUGCUUUGAACACAGUCAUUAACAUUUCUGAACAUCAGGUAAUAAUAAUAAUAACCCAUAUUUAUGAAAGUGAUUUAAUUCUUUGAUUUUACAGAAAACUGAGAUAUCAAAAUAAUUUGUCAAUGCAUGUAACUGUAAACUAAAUUAGUAAAUACAAAUGCACCAAAGAUCUCUAAAUAAUGCUUGGCUUGAAUGGUUGUUUCAAUUGAUACAUUUAAAACUUUUUUUUUAAAAAGAUGUUUCAAAAUUCAUUAAUGAAAUUCUAAAAUGAUUUCAAACUAGGCCUAAAUAUACUUUGGCAUCUAAGUUAUUUUAGAAACAAUAGCAGUCAAUAAGGUUGUUUGUUAUUUUUAAAUAAGGAAAUCUGGAUAUAUUAUUUGCAGAACAUGGCGUGUGUGGAAAAAAUCAAUUCAUUUUUGAUGACUACAUGCAAAGAUAAUUUUAAAACAGAACCAGACAGAAUGAGAAAACUUUUAGAAGAUCCAUCAAAGCAAGUUGGUUUGAUGUUAACAGAGAGAUUCAUCAACAUUCCUUCAAAAGUUGCAUUACCUUCUUAUAGGUCCCUGAGGUAUAGCUAUGCUUAAUAAAUGUACAGUAAUUACAGUUUUCUUAAAAUCAUAUUGGACUGUGAAAUUUAAAUGGUUAUUUUUAUUUCUUGAAAUUUACAAUUGUGUGCCAUGAAGUCUCUAAGCAAAGAUACUGCCAAGUAUUGUAUAUGUUGUAUUAACUGCUGUCACUGCCUUUAUUUAAUAAGUCGCGGCCUCCAUACAAUGUUGCGGCCUUCUUACGUUGGUCUAGUCACGGCCUUCUCAAUUCUUGACAUGUUAGGAUCUUUGUCCUUACACUUCAACAAUCCCGCAGUAGUUACGUUCACUGCACAGUCAGUAGACUCCACAUUGUCUAGGGGUUUACAACACUUUCCUAAUAUAUAUAUAUAUCUAUCACAACUCCAGCAUGGAAAUGCAACAGUUCUUUAUUUACAGGAUCCAAUAUCAAUUCAUAGUGACAAUGUUCAAUGGCGAUAAUACUAACUCUCAACUUGUCUCUCUCUCCUACUCUUCUCUGGACUCUGACACACCGGAACAACUAUCAACCUCAACUAUCCACUCUCAACUGACGAUCACUUGUUUCCCUAGUUCUUCAACUCUUGGGGCAGCUAACAACUAACUCACUGUCACACGGAUUAUGUCUUUCUCCCCCCCCCCCCCCCCCCAUCCAAGGGUCAUUCAGACACAAUAAUAUCAUGCAUGACACAACUCACGGACCCAAAAAGCAUUCAUACUAACAACAGUGAUUCCCAUACAACAAAACUAGUUCACAACAACUGCCAUAGUCAUUGUAAAGUUAUGGAAUCAGCAGUUUGCCCUUUGAAAGUUAGUGUUGCAUUUUUAAAUGUAAAAUAAUAUUUCAAUAUCCCCUAGUCUUGUGUGGAGAUUUGUCUAUAUUGACUAUGUCAUAAAAUAUUUUGUUAGUUUAUAUUGAAAACUUUUUAUUUAAUUGUUGAAGUAAAUUCAUAAAAACGUAUCUCUUUCUUAAAUCCAGGAAUGACAUAGAAAAAGCUGUAGCAAAUAAAAAGAAGUUCCGUUUUACAAACCUCAUAUUAAUAAGCAAGACUUACAAGCUAAAAAGUGGUCAACUGGGAGAGGAGUUACAUUAUUCUAAUCCAGAAGAAGAGUUAUUUAGUGAGGUAAGGAUUGGGUAUGAACUUAUAGAGCUAUGGAGUUAAUUUUUUAAAGAAUUUGUACCGGUAUCUUUCAACUUUCUAAUCAUUCCAUAAAGGGCUGCUCUACAUUCCUGUUCCUGAAUCUAAAUGAUUUAUGAACAUACUUUUAACUUAGAAAGAUUACCAUUGUCUUAGACAGUGCACCAUGGUCUUAGACAGUGCACUUCACAUGUGCAUAGUCAUAGGCAUUGCACUACUAAAAUAGUUAGUGGUCAUUAAUGUUUGUACGGGUAAACUCAAAACUCUUUAACCAAUUUAGCUUUAAAAAUAUGUUUAUAAUUUCCUUUCCAAAGUGAUUCAUUUAAAUUUAAAUAAUAAUAGCUGGUUAAAAAUACUCCCCAGAUCUGUGAAUUUAGUUACAUCUAUUCUGUUGCUGACCAGAGAGACACAUUAACAGAAGGAGAGUGGGAUGAUGAUGGAGAUUAUGAAGCCCUUCGUAAAGUUAUGGUUUUUGAUGCAAGUGCCUUGAGUCAUAUGAUUAGUAAGCUAGAGACUGCUCAGUAAUUUUACUAGGUUUACUCUUGAAAUUUUAUUUUUUUAAAUAUAUAGCCUUGGGUGCUGGGAUGUGAAAUGAGGCAGAACAUACUUCAGAGGAAAAGAGUUUCAACAGGAUUAUUUUUUAUUAAAGGAAAUUAUAUGAGGGACUGUUUAAAGUAAAUAAACAGUGGAACAAGAUAUUUUUAGGCUUGAAAAUAAAAGACAAGACUAUUAAGUGGAUGUUUCAGCUAGAUGCCUUCUUCAGCAGACAGACAAAUCAAUACAAUAAACAACAGACAAAUUUAAAUUAAAAAUAAAACCAUGUUCAGAACAGGAAACUAUCUGUGGCGCGUACUAUCAUGGUAAAAGAAUUGAAGUAUUAUUAAUGUAAAAUUUUAAACAGCAAACAUUGAGAAUAGAAAUAGAGGGAAAUAAAGGAUCACUAGAGUAUUUGAUUGAUUCCAUAUGGUGAUAUGGUGCCAAAACAACUGAAUUUAUUUGUUUCAUUCUUGUUGGUGUAGUGAUGCAAGAAAUUAGAGCCAUGAUUAAAGAAACUAACAAAAAUGUCUAAAUAAACAAAUCAUGAUAAAGUUCUUCCAGUGGAUUUUUUGUUUUCUUCUUUUUCCAUUGAUUCAACAGUGUUUUAACGUUUUUUUUCCACAAACAUGUUUUCCAUGUAUUCAUGACUCUAACUUUGUACAUGUGAUUCACUUUCUUGGUCAUAUAUUUAAAAAAAGCUGUGCUAAACCCUUUCGUUUUAAGUAUUAAAUCCCUCCUGUUUAUUUCCAACAAAAUGUGUCAGUCAAUUAUUAACAUAUUUUUAAUGUUUAAGAUGGAAGCGAACUUUUUAUGGUACCGGUACUUACCUUAGGCUGACCUUAUUUCUUUGUAUACUGCGGUAUUACUAGCAUAGUUUUAUCUGUUUCACUAUAAGGAGGGUUUAUUAAAAGAGCUUAUCUAAUUAUUUCUUGCACUAUAUUAUUCAUAAAGUUUAAAGUUUCCCAUUUAAUUAUUGUGCAUUAUUAUGUACUUUUAGUUGUUUUAUUUUGUUUCUGUAUUUGUUUUAAGGGCUGAAUAAAUAAACUUGAAAA